AAUUUAAAAUAGGAGGAGCUUAAAUUAAGAUGGCGUCGUGUACAAAACAACAAUAAAACAGCCAAAAAUCACUUAUGGCGGCUUCUUCCUGGGACCAGAUUGCUUCUGAGCACUGUUAUCCUAAACUGAUGGCUCAUUGGAGCAGCAUUACCCAGUCAUUGCCCACUUUUCAUCUCUUUAAGCCAAAUGAAGGGGCGGGGCCGAGGGAGGAGCCACUGAAAACAAUAAAAGAGGAGGAUACUUCUCAGUCUGUUGUUAAAGAGGAGAAAGAGCCUGAUAUCAACUCUGAUGGUGAUGAUGAUGAUAUGGAGAUUGAUGUUGUGGGUGUGGCUGACACACCCUCUCGUCCUUACAAUUAUCACAAAGUGAAGAACAUUAUGAAUGAAUGUUAUCAACACAUGAAUCUGAUAAGGUUACCUCUAGAAAAUAAUGACUUGGAGCUUGAAAAAGUAUUCAGUGAUGCUAAUUAUCAGCAACAGAACCUGCUCAGUAAAUGUUUGCAAGUUUUUCGUGACGAUCAACUCGCCAGAUUAUCAUUCUCUGGAUCACAAGAAGAGGCUAUUCAAAGACGUUUGAGUAACGACACCGCGUCUAAAAAGAUUCGUAAGAUAUUUGCCGACAUUAAAUGGGACCCACAGUUAACCCAGUGGUUACACAGGACACUAAUAAGAGUUCUUGAUGAUGACAUGCUUCCUAUUUAUCUUGAUGUGCUUCAAGUAUUGAAAACUAACUGCCCAGGUUUAGUAGAGCAGAUGAUUCACAUUGGCUUAGGUGGUGAUGGUGUCAAUGAAGCUUUAAAAUUAUUGUUAAAGAGACCAUGGAAUCCUUCAAUUGGGAUGACUAACAUAGACAAACAACUUCAUUUUGAUCCUUCUCCAUUAUUUGUCACUGUCCCUCACUCAACUGCUCCUCUAGGCAGUAGGAGGUUAAGGCUAUUCCAGAGUCAGUUCAACGCUUUUGGUAAGGUAUUCCCUGUCAUUGUACAAGACAAUAAAGCCGACACUGGACAACGGACAUCAUUCCGUGAAUCUGUGGAGAAUAUAGUGCAGUGCACCUUACAGAGGGUUCAAGAGCUAAAGGAACAGUUUUCAUCACGCCCGAUAAUAUUAGUCAGUUGGUCUACCAGCUGUAGGAUUGCUUGUAAGGUAGCUGAAGUGGAGCGUGUGGCAUGUCUGGUUAAUCUCGGGUUGGUUAUAGAUGGACUCGAUUACUCCUGGACCUUAUCUUCUGAUCCAUUCCUAAACUGCACUACUCCUUCAAUCUUCAUUAUUGGUGAAAACUCACCUGACAGAACUAAAGAGACAUACGUCGAAGAGCUUCGAUCAAGAAUGAAGACUCGCACAUCAUUAGUGGUAAUGCAUGGAGGAGAUGAUCAGUUGAGAUUAACAUCAAACGACAAACUCUCUUACCUGAUAACCCAAGGAAUGAUUGACAGGAUCCUCAUUGAUAAAAUUUACGAGUUCUUCAUUUAUUGCCUGCCCUCGUCCCUCUCCCUUGACAUUAAGAUCCCUCGUAAACGUAAAUCAGGUUCGUCCGAAGAACCCUCAAACUCAUUCCUUAGCAGUUCCGUCCCCAACAGCCCGAUAGUUCUCACAGCGACAGCUCCUGCUGGUCCUGAUGAUGCAACUCGCUUAUCGAGUUUGUCGUCCAAUCCGUUAGUAAUGCGUUCUUUGCUAGGAGGCGGAGUCAAGACGGCUGGUAUGGGCAUGGCUCGAUCUAGUGGUGCCACGCCCCUGUUACCCUCGACGAAAGCGCCAAGGAUAGGUAGACCCCCAAAAUUAGGACGACCUCGCUCAAAAUCAAGUUCUGAGACCAAGUCCCUGGGGACCACUAAAGUUAAAGGAUCUUCAAAUAUUUCGUCGCGCUCUCGUUCAAAAAGUGGUGAAGUAGAACCGCCUCCUUCUCCCCAGUCUCCACCCAUUGCUAGUCCGGCUAACGGUAAUAAUUCAAAUAAUGCUUCUCCUGAUACACUCUUGUCUCUGACAAAGAAACACCUCUGCCCCAUUCUCCCUAUAACUCCUCCUAAACCUUCUCUGCUUAUACCUCCUGACACUGAUAAGUGAUAUCAUUCUUUUAUACAUGUACUUGUUCUUAUGUUGUAUGUUGUUGUAAUAUAAUGUAGUGUCUUUAUUAGUCAUCAUGAAGUUUUAAUUUUUUGUUUAAUGUUCAUAGCUACUUUUAAUUAGAUUAUAUCUGGUAUAUUGGUAUGCGUGAUUUGCAUCAGUAAUUUGAUACACAAGUUAAUUGUCAUUUUUAAAAAUUCUUUUGGCCAUUGUUUCUCACAU
Amphimedon queenslandica is the source of this 2285-nucleotide messenger RNA. Its product is annotated as KAT8 regulatory NSL complex subunit 3-like. The coding region runs from base 75 to 2063 and encodes 662 amino acids. Gene Ontology annotation, biological process: positive regulation of transcription by RNA polymerase II. NCBI's taxonomy places the organism in Eukaryota, Metazoa, Porifera, Demospongiae, Haplosclerida, Niphatidae. Gene Ontology annotation, cellular component: NSL complex. The record is from RefSeq and is a predicted model, not a curated record. The transcript has 12 exons.